Messenger RNA from Equus quagga, 6507 nucleotides. It is a transcript of the gene SCN8A, whose product is annotated as sodium voltage-gated channel alpha subunit 8. The record is from RefSeq and is a predicted model, not a curated record. Gene Ontology annotation, biological process: neuronal action potential; sodium ion transmembrane transport; membrane depolarization during action potential. NCBI's taxonomy places the organism in Eukaryota, Metazoa, Chordata, Mammalia, Perissodactyla, Equidae. Gene Ontology annotation, molecular function: protein binding; voltage-gated sodium channel activity. The coding region runs from base 50 to 6025 and encodes 1991 amino acids. Gene Ontology annotation, cellular component: axon; plasma membrane; voltage-gated sodium channel complex. The transcript has 26 exons.
ACCUGUCCUGGACGCAGCAUAACUAACGAAGCUGCUGCAGGAUGAGAAGAUGGCAGCGCGGCUGCUCGCACCACCAGGCCCUGACAGUUUCAAGCCUUUCACCCCUGAGUCACUGGCAAACAUCGAGAGGCGCAUUGCCGAGAGCAAGCUCAAGAAGCCGCCCAAGGCCGAUGGCAGUCACCGGGAAGACGAUGAGGACAGCAAGCCCAAGCCAAACAGUGACCUGGAAGCAGGGAAGAGUUUGCCUUUCAUCUAUGGGGACAUCCCACAAGGCCUGGUCGCGGUUCCCCUGGAGGACUUUGACCCAUACUAUUUGACGCAGAAAACCUUUGUAGUAUUAAACAGAGGGAAAACUCUCUUCAGAUUCAGUGCCACGCCUGCCUUGUACAUUUUAAGUCCUUUUAACCUGAUACGAAGAAUAGCUAUUAAAAUUUUGAUACAUUCAGUAUUUAGCAUGAUCAUUAUGUGCACUAUUUUGACCAACUGUGUAUUCAUGACUUUUAGUAACCCUCCUGAAUGGUCGAAGAAUGUGGAGUACACGUUCACAGGGAUUUAUACAUUUGAAUCACUAGUGAAAAUCAUCGCAAGAGGUUUCUGCAUAGAUGGCUUUACCUUUUUACGGGAUCCAUGGAACUGGUUAGAUUUCAGUGUCAUCAUGAUGGCAUAUGUGACAGAGUUUGUGGACCUGGGCAAUGUCUCAGCGCUGAGAACAUUCAGGGUUCUCCGAGCUUUGAAAACUAUCUCUGUAAUUCCAGGUCUGAAGACUAUUGUGGGCGCCCUCAUUCAGUCCGUGAAGAAGCUGUCAGACGUGAUGAUCCUGACAGUGUUCUGCCUGAGUGUUUUUGCCUUGAUCGGGCUGCAGCUGUUCAUGGGGAACCUGCGGAACAAGUGUGUGGUGUGGCCCAUAAACUUCAACGAGAGCUACCUUGAAAAUGGCACCAAAGGCUUUGAUUGGGAAGAGUAUAUCAACAAUAAAACGAAUUUUUACACGGUUCCUGGCAUGCUGGAACCUUUACUCUGUGGGAACAGUUCUGAUGCUGGGCAAUGCCCAGAGGGAUACCAGUGUAUGAAAGCAGGAAGGAACCCCAACUAUGGUUACACGAGCUUUGACACUUUCAGCUGGGCCUUCUUGGCAUUAUUUCGCCUUAUGACCCAGGACUAUUGGGAAAACUUGUAUCAGUUGACCUUACGAGCAGCUGGGAAAACAUACAUGAUUUUCUUCGUCUUGGUCAUCUUUGUGGGUUCUUUCUAUCUGGUGAACUUGAUCUUGGCUGUGGUGGCCAUGGCCUAUGAGGAGCAGAAUCAGGCAACCCUGGAGGAAGCAGAGCAGAAAGAGGCUGAAUUCAAAGCAAUGUUGGAGCAGCUUAAGAAGCAGCAGGAAGAGGCACAGGCUGCUGCAAUGGCCACUUCAGCAGGCACUGUCUCCGAAGACGCCAUAGAGGAAGAGGGUGAAGAAGGGGGAGGCUCCCCUCGGAGCUCAUCUGAACUUUCUAAACUCAGUUCCAAGAGUGCCAAAGAAAGACGAAACAGGAGAAAGAAAAGGAAGCAAAAGGAGCUGUCUGAAGGAGAGGAGAAAGGGGAUCCUGAGAAGGUGUUUAAGUCAGAGUCAGAAGAUGGCAUGAGGAGGAAGGGCUUUCGGCUGCCGGACAACAGAAUAGGGAGGAAGUUUUCCAUCAUGAAUCAGUCACUGCUCAGCAUUCCGGGCUCGCCAUUCCUCUCCCGCCACAACAGCAAAAGCAGCAUCUUCAGCUUCAGGGGGCCCGGGCGGUUCCGGGACCCGGGCUCGGAGAACGAGUUUGCGGACGACGAGCACAGCACGGUGGAGGAGAGCGAGGGCCGCCGCGACUCGCUCUUCAUCCCGAUCCGGGCGCGCGAGCGCCGCAGCAGCUACAGCGGCUACAGCGGCUACAGCCAGGGCAGCCGCUCCUCGCGCAUCUUCCCCAGCCUGCGGCGCAGCGUGAAGCGCAACAGCACGGUGGACUGCAACGGCGUGGUGUCCCUCAUUGGCGGCCCCGGCUCCCACAUCGGCGGGCGGCUCCUGCCAGAGGUGAAAAUAGAUAAGGCAGCUACUGACCACAGUGCUACAACUGAGAUAGAAAUAAAGAAGAAAGGCCCUGGAUCUCUCUUAGUUUCCAUGGACCAACUGGCCUCCUAUGGACGGAAAGAUAGAAUCAACAGUAUAUUGAGUGUUGUUACAAAUACACUAGUAGAAGAGCUGGAAGAGUCUCAGAGAAAGUGCCCGCCGUGCUGGUAUAAAUUCGCCAAUACUUUCCUCAUCUGGGAGUGUCACCCCUACUGGAUAAAACUGAAAGAGAUCGUGAACUUGAUUGUCAUGGACCCUUUUGUGGACUUGGCCAUCACCAUCUGUAUUGUCCUGAAUACACUGUUCAUGGCAAUGGAGCACCAUCCUAUGACGCCACAAUUUGAGCAUGUCUUGGCUGUGGGAAAUCUGGUGUUCACUGGAAUUUUCACAGCGGAAAUGUUCCUGAAGCUCAUAGCCAUGGAUCCCUACUAUUAUUUCCAAGAAGGUUGGAACAUUUUUGACGGAUUUAUUGUCUCCCUCAGUUUAAUGGAACUGAGUCUAGCAGACGUGGAGGGGCUUUCGGUGCUGCGAUCUUUCCGAUUGCUCCGAGUCUUCAAAUUAGCCAAAUCUUGGCCCACCCUGAACAUGCUGAUCAAGAUUAUUGGAAAUUCAGUGGGUGCGCUGGGCAACCUGACCCUGGUGCUGGCCAUUAUUGUCUUCAUCUUUGCUGUGGUGGGGAUGCAGCUCUUCGGAAAGAGCUACAAAGAGUGUGUCUGCAAGAUCAACCAGGACUGUGAACUCCCUCGCUGGCACAUGAAUGACUUUUUUCAUUCCUUCCUCAUUGUCUUUCGAGUGUUGUGUGGAGAGUGGAUCGAGACCAUGUGGGACUGCAUGGAGGUGGCAGGCCAGGCCAUGUGCCUCAUUGUCUUCAUGAUGGUCAUGGUUAUUGGCAACUUGGUGGUGCUGAACCUGUUUCUGGCCUUGCUCCUGAGCUCCUUCAGUGCAGACAAUCUGGCAGCCACGGACGAUGAUGGGGAAAUGAACAACCUACAAAUCUCAGUCAUCCGUAUUAAGAAGGGUGUGGCGUGGAUCAAACUGAAAGUACGUGCCUUCAUGCAGGCCCACUUCAAGCAGCGUGAGGCAGAUGAGGUGAAACCUUUGGACGAGCUGUAUGAAAAGAAGGCCAACUGCAUCGCCAACCACACUGGUGCAGACAUCCACCGGAAUGGUGACUUCCAGAAGAAUGGCAAUGGCACUACCAGUGGCAUUGGCAGCAGCGUGGAGAAGUACAUUAUUGAUGAGGACCACAUGUCCUUCAUCAACAAUCCCAACCUGACCGUGCGGGUGCCCAUUGCUGUAGGCGAGUCUGAUUUUGAGAACCUCAACACAGAGGACGUUAGCAGCGAGUCGGAUCCUGAAGGCAGCAAAGAUAAACUGGAUGAUACCAGCUCCUCUGAAGGAAGCACCAUCGACAUCAAACCAGAAGUCGAAGAAGUCCCUGUGGAACAGCCUGAGGAAUACUUGGAUCCAGACGCCUGCUUCACGGAAGGUUGUGUCCAGCGAUUCAAGUGCUGCCAGGUCAACAUUGAAGAAGGGCUAGGCAAGUCAUGGUGGAUCCUGCGGAAAACCUGCUUCCUCAUCGUGGAGCACAAUUGGUUUGAGACCUUCAUCAUCUUCAUGAUUCUGCUCAGCAGUGGCGCCCUGGCCUUCGAGGACAUCUACAUCGAGCAGAGAAAGACCAUCCGCACCAUCCUGGAGUACGCUGACAAAGUCUUCACCUACAUCUUCAUCCUGGAGAUGCUCCUCAAGUGGACGGCCUAUGGCUUCGUCAAGUUCUUCACCAACGCCUGGUGCUGGCUGGACUUCCUCAUUGUGGCUGUCUCUUUAGUCAGCCUUAUAGCUAAUGCCCUGGGCUACUCGGAACUAGGUGCCAUAAAGUCCCUUAGGACCCUAAGAGCUUUGAGACCCUUAAGAGCAUUAUCACGAUUUGAAGGGAUGAGGGUGGUGGUGAAUGCCUUGGUGGGCGCCAUCCCCUCCAUCAUGAAUGUGCUGCUGGUGUGUCUCAUCUUCUGGCUGAUUUUCAGCAUCAUGGGAGUUAACCUGUUUGCGGGAAAGUACCACUACUGCUUUAACGAGACUUCUGAAAUCCGAUUUGAAAUUGAGAUUGUCAACAAUAAAACUGAUUGUGAAAAGCUCAUGGAGGGGAACAAUACGGAAAUCAGAUGGAAGAAUGUGAAGAUCAAUUUCGACAACGUCGGGGCCGGCUAUCUGGCGCUCCUUCAAGUGGCAACCUUCAAAGGCUGGAUGGACAUCAUGUACGCAGCCGUAGAUUCCCGAAAGCCUGAUGAGCAGCCUAAGUAUGAGGACAACAUCUACAUGUACAUCUAUUUUGUCAUCUUCAUCAUCUUCGGCUCCUUCUUCACCCUGAACCUGUUCAUUGGUGUCAUCAUUGAUAACUUCAAUCAACAAAAGAAAAAGUUUGGAGGUCAGGACAUCUUCAUGACUGAAGAACAGAAGAAGUACUACAAUGCCAUGAAAAAGCUGGGCUCAAAGAAACCGCAGAAACCCAUCCCCCGCCCCCUGAACAAAAUCCAAGGCAUCAUCUUUGAUUUUGUCACUCAACAAGCCUUUGACAUUGUUAUCAUGAUGCUCAUCUGCCUUAACAUGGUGACGAUGAUGGUGGAGACAGACACUCAGAGCAAGCAGAUGGAGAACAUCCUCUACUGGAUCAACCUGGUCUUCGUCAUCUUCUUCACCUGCGAGUGCGUGCUCAAGAUGUUUGCCCUGAGGCACUACUACUUCACCAUCGGCUGGAACAUCUUCGACUUCGUGGUGGUCAUCCUCUCCAUCGUGGGAAUGUUCCUGGCUGAUAUAAUUGAGAAAUACUUUGUUUCCCCAACCCUAUUCCGAGUCAUCCGAUUGGCCCGUAUUGGGCGCAUCUUGCGUCUGAUCAAAGGUGCCAAAGGGAUUCGUACCCUGCUCUUUGCCUUAAUGAUGUCCUUGCCUGCUCUGUUCAACAUCGGCCUUCUGCUCUUCCUGGUCAUGUUCAUCUUCUCCAUCUUUGGGAUGUCCAAUUUUGCAUAUGUGAAGCAUGAGGCUGGCAUCGAUGACAUGUUCAACUUUGAGACAUUUGGCAACAGCAUGAUCUGCCUUUUUCAGAUCACAACCUCAGCUGGUUGGGAUGGCCUGCUGCUGCCCAUCCUCAACCGCCCCCCGGACUGCAGUCUGGAUAAGGAACACCCAGGGAGUGGCUUCAAGGGAGACUGUGGGAAUCCCUCAGUGGGCAUCUUCUUCUUUGUAAGCUACAUCAUCAUCUCCUUCCUAAUUGUUGUGAACAUGUACAUUGCCAUCAUCUUGGAGAACUUCAGUGUAGCCACAGAGGAGAGUGCAGACCCUCUGAGUGAGGACGACUUUGAGACCUUCUAUGAGAUCUGGGAGAAGUUCGACCCCGAUGCCACCCAGUUCAUCGAGUACUGUAAGCUGGCAGACUUUGCAGAUGCCUUGGAGCAUCCUCUCCGAGUGCCCAAGCCCAACACCAUUGAGCUCAUUGCCAUGGAUCUGCCAAUGGUCAGUGGGGAUCGCAUCCAUUGCUUGGACAUCCUUUUUGCCUUCACCAAGCGGGUCCUGGGAGAUAGCGGGGAGUUGGACAUCCUUCGGCAGCAGAUGGAGGAGCGGUUCGUGGCAUCCAAUCCUUCCAAAGUGUCUUACGAGCCAAUCACGACCACCCUGCGGCGCAAACAGGAAGAGGUGUCAGCAGUGGUCCUGCAGCGCGCCUACCGGGGACAUUUAGCAAGGCGGGGCUUCAUUUGCAAAAAGACAACUUCCAAUAAGCUAGAGAAUGGAGGCACACACCGGGAGAAAAAAGAGAGCACUCCGUCUACAGCCUCCCUCCCAUCCUAUGACAGUGUAACUAAACCUGAGAAAGAGAAACAGCAACGGGCAGAGGAAGGAAGAAGGGAAAGAGCCAAAAGACAAAAAGAGGUCAGAGAAUCCAAGUGUUAGAGGAGAGCAAAGAGUAAAUAUUGUACAGAUUUAAAACUUGCAAGUGAAAGGUUGUUUACAAACUUCCUGAAUAUUAUCAAUGCAGAACAGCUGUGGAGACACUCUCUCCUGAAGAUCUAUACCAAACGUAGUCUGCUUACCAUGUCACACGGUUGCAUCUUGAGCAGUGACCUGCCAAGGGCAAAGGACCCUGCUCCCUGGACUCACAGAUUUUCUAAUGCUUGGGCAGGUGGUUACUGCAUGUUCCACAUCAGUCAAUGCAACUUAGGACAAAACUAACAGGAUACAAAAACAGAGGAGAGGCUGCCGGGACCAGCAUAUUUCCGUUGCAGCCAAAUGGAUUUUAUUUUUUCAUUUCGUUGAUUCUCAGAAGCAGAGAGCAUCACUUUAAAAGUUUGUUUGUUCAUGCAAACUAUAUUUGCAUUCUUACAUUAGUUAAGCUAAGCAGCAAAAAGAAAAAACACACACACACUCACAUUUAG